This is a messenger RNA of Scylla paramamosain (green mud crab), 1116 nucleotides long. RefSeq lists its product as uncharacterized. Gene Ontology annotation, molecular function: calcium ion binding. Bases 157 to 720 code for a protein of 187 amino acids. The record is from RefSeq and is a predicted model, not a curated record. NCBI's taxonomy places the organism in Eukaryota, Metazoa, Arthropoda, Malacostraca, Decapoda, Portunidae. The transcript has 5 exons.
CAAGGAUCCGGGACUCGCUCGGCUCCAGUGUCUCCUCAUCAAUAUUUACCGUAAAUUCCAGUAUUUUCUAGGUGUUUCCAGCUGUUUCCAAACUCAGGUGUGUAGGCAGAAGGAGAAAAAUUAGAGAAAUGGAAGAGGAGGAAAAAAUAAGGAGAAAUGGAGGAGCAGGCAAAACAGUUACAAGCUGAAUAUCUGGGACAUUGGUGGCAUGUCCUCCUGCCAGACCUACUGGAGGAACUUUUUGAGUGCACUGACAUCCUUAUCUGGGUGUUGGACGGUGCUGAUGGAAACUGCAUGAGAGACUGUCAGGGGAUACUGAAGAAACUGGCAGCAAGUGCAUCCAGAAGCAGUGCCUUUGUGACGUCAUCAAGGGCUGCAGUAGUGGAGAGGAUUAGAUGGUGCUGCCGUGUGGCAUUGAUGAGUGCCGGGAGAAGAAUGGCGGGUGUGGGCACCUCUGCGUCAGCACUGUGGAGCCGAACUACUACUGCCAGUACCAGCCAGGGUAGACUCAUCAAGAAGUUUAACUGUGAAGACAUUGAUGAGUGUGUGGCGCCCAGGUCCUGCUUCCAAUAUUGCACUAACACCACUGGUGGCUUCCACUGCUGCAGUCAGCCUGGCUACCGCCGUCACUCUUCCAACUACAUGCACUGCAUGGCAGAUUCUGGCAAUCCCUAUCUCAUCUCUUAUAGAGCCCAUAUGAGCAGUCCAGAGACUCCUUAGGUGCUGGUGGAGAAGAAUGAGAUGACAGUGGAUGGUCUUGCAGUCUGGAUCCAUGGGAACAUUUAGUUCACAGACAUCUCGGUAAACAAGAUCCAGAUGAUUUCCUGGGAUGGCUACUGGACUUGCACCAUUGUGACUGAUAAACUGGACCUUUCUCAUGCAACUGCUGUGAAUGCCAUUGAUGGGUGAGUCUCUUUUCACCUCCUGAGUUUAACAGACACUUGGAUCUAGAACUGGAUGGUUUUCCUACUUUGUUUAUAUCAUCAGUUAUCUCUGUUGUAUGAGUUCUGAUGGGGAUUUAGACUCAAAAAGACCUGUAUUCAUCCAUUUUUAUUUGUACUUAAAAUGACUCCCGAAAAAAGCACUUUCCUUAAAUAUAGAUGAAAUUUCUGUUUC